UACAGCCAACAAGAGGAAAACCCCAAGUUCACAAGAAGAGGAGAAACCCCCAGCAAUGUCGGGGCGGCGCGGGCGCGGGCGCGGAGGUGGGGGCGGGAGGCCGACGAAGGCGGACCAGCUGUUGCACGGGGCCAUCGACCACUUCGGACGGAUGGGCUACGCGGAGGCCGACAUCCGCAGCACCGUCGGGCAACUCAUCGAGGUCUAUGGGGAGGAUGCUUCAUCGUUCCUAAAGGAAGAUGACUACCGGGUCGUGCAAGACGCGCUAUUUGAGAAGCAGGAGCAGGAAGAGCAGCAGCGUGAGGAGCCUAAACAAAAGGAAGCAGCAAUCUCUGAGGCACCAACAGCAAGUGACAUGCCAAUUGUGGACAUGCACAAUGAGAUGCCACCUGGGACUGAGUUAUCAGUUGAGGGAGUAGACCCUAUGCUCAUCAACCCGCCUGCUCCUGAGGCUACAAUGGCACGUCCUGCAGCUACAAGAACUAGUAGAGCAAGGCGUCCCUGCUAUGGAUGGAUUAGCGAAUCUGAAAGUGAUUCAGACUACGAAGAAUACCUCGCCAGUCGACGACAGGAGACGCAUGCUCCAAUCCCAGGAAGCGGCUGAGUGGAUGGAAUGUGAAAUGAAGCCCCACUUAACUGGCAGGCACAUAGCUGACUUUGCUGGGUGGGUGUUGAGGUCGUCUGAAGUAUUGGCAAUGCGGUAUUAGUAGUUUAAGUACUAUGUAAAGUAAGCACUAAGUUAACACAACACAGAUAGUUUGACCAGCGGUAUUUGCAUUUAAGAACAGCAUCGAUGCUGCCAGUCAAGUACUAAAAUGUCCUAAGCUUCGAUUGUCUUGGCUAUUACUCAACCGUAUGAACUACUAUGAAUACUUUUGAUACGAAAAAGAUGUUUGAAUAUUAUUUGUCUUGGCUAUUA
Molecule: messenger RNA, 919 nt
Organism: Aegilops tauschii subsp. strangulata
Lineage: Eukaryota; Viridiplantae; Streptophyta; Magnoliopsida; Poales; Poaceae
Source: RefSeq, a predicted model, not a curated record